CACUCAAUUCAAGAGGAAGCCAAAGGCUACAACCAAGGAAACAAGGAGAAAGGUUGCCAAGGUCGAUGUUUCCUUCGGACGCAGGUAACACAUUCAAGUUAAGUUUUGCAUGUCAAGAUUAUUCUCUUGCACAUCAAAUAGCAUACAUGCAUAGAAGUGACUGACCUUGGCUAAGUGUGUCUGAAAGAAGAAUAUAUUCUCCCUCUACAAUAUCUAGAAGAGUGCAAGAAAUUAAGAACAUUGGCAUCUCACUAGCAUGUCUAUGUGUCAAGAAAUUAAGAAUAUUGAGUCUCCUAGUGCCACAUGGUGCAAACCGACAGCGGCCAAAGAAGCAGUGUGAAGAUGUACAUUUGAAAAAGAGAAUGAACCUGAGAAGCACUGAAAGAAGAAUAUCAGAACAUUUCUGAUGACAAUGUUUUUUUGUUUUUUUGUCUAUAUUCUUGUUCAUAUAGAAAGUGAUGUAUUGUGUUAUGAUUAUGGUUGAAAUUGGAAUGAAGUAUAUAUUCUUGUGACAUCUGUAAUAUUCUGUGUCCAAUUUUGCAGCCUUUAAAUUCAAGUCCCAGACACAACAUGUAGAUAAUGUUAAGGGAGACCCUUCAGAAUGAAUGCAAACAGGCAACAACUCACUGCACUUGAAGCUGAUUCUGUCUGCCUUCACAAUUUCUUUUCUGGAAAUUCAACAUCAAUGGAUCCAAAAAGAAUCAUGGAGAUACUUGCAGCAAAUACAGAAACAAUCAAGCAUAUUCGAGUCACCUACCGUGCUCUUUAUAAUCAUGAACUCCUCCAUGUUCUUGCCCAACUGCAUGAUUCUUUCUCCAGGGCAGCUUACCUUCGAGUGAGUGAAGCUUCCAAGCGAGAUGCUGAGAUAAUAAGGGCAGCACUUUUUGGAAGCAAUGUUGAUCUUAACACCAUCAUCGAAAUAAUUUGUACACAAUCGACUUCUGAGUUGAAAUCUUGUGAACAAGCAUAUCAGAUUAAGUACAACUCCAAACUUGGGAAAGAUGUUUCUGAUAAGACAAAAGGCAGCAUGAAGGAGAUUCUGAUGGGAGUUCUGAAAACUAAAAAGGAAGAGAGAGAUGACACGAGCUUGGCGAUCUGCGAUGCAAAGGUACUCUAUGAAGCAAUAGAAAGUGGAAGAUACAUUGAUCAAAAGAACAUAAUCCUCAUACUGGCAAACAGAAGCACAUGCCAAAUGAAAACUACAUUCUCCUCUUUUAAACAACUCUAUGGCCAUGAGUUCAAGAAGAUUCUGAAAAAGGACAAGUGUGGUGAAUUUGGUAAGAAUCUACGCAUAGUAAUUCAAUGCAUUCAGUCACCUGAAAAGCACUACGCGAAGCAACUGCAAAGAAGAUUGAUGGUCGGUGAUGUGCAAACCCUUCUGAUAAGAAUAGUGGUGUCACGUUUCAAUAUCGAUAUUAAGAGCAUAAACAGUAGUUUCACCGUCAAGACUGGUCGGACCCUGGAAAGUCUGAUAAGGAAUGAAUUCUGCAGCAGCAGCAGUCGUGACAGUGAUAAAUCAAAAAGCUUGGUCGGCGACCUCCUUAUUGCGCUCAUCAACAACUCCAAGAACAUGUCUCGCUGAACUUGCCUUGUCAAAGAAAUAUAUAGCAAUAAAAUUGAAAAGACGAAGAGAAGAUUAUUACUGUAGAUAGGUGGAAUACUUCUGAUGGUAUUUAGAUCUUCGCUAAAGCUGCUUCAUAUUGAAUUCUGAAAAUA
Messenger RNA from Zingiber officinale, 1716 nucleotides. Its product is annotated as annexin A13-like. Gene Ontology annotation, cellular component: cytoplasm. The record is from RefSeq and is a predicted model, not a curated record. Lineage: Eukaryota; Viridiplantae; Streptophyta; Magnoliopsida; Zingiberales; Zingiberaceae. The transcript has 4 exons. The coding region runs from base 602 to 1582 and encodes 326 amino acids. Gene Ontology annotation, molecular function: calcium-dependent phospholipid binding; calcium ion binding.